AUGGCUGCUCGAAAGUUCGCUGCUAUUUUUCUCUUUUACUCGGUCGCCCUUUGGCAUUGCUUAAUGGGUAAAAAGAAAUCGAAGAAGACUCCCAAUUAUAGGAAACAAGAGGUUUCUUCAUCUUUAAAUAAAUGUAAUAAAUUGGCUUGCUUCCUAUGUUGUGAUGGUUGUUUGACCCUUUCCACUACAGAUAAAGAUGGAUGUCUUUUUAAUAUGAAGGUUACAGAUUUACAUCAGGAUUCUAAGUUUGUAAUGGUAUAUAAAUUUUAG
Messenger RNA from Lactuca virosa, 270 nucleotides. The record is from the annotation of a GenBank genome assembly. NCBI's taxonomy places the organism in Eukaryota, Viridiplantae, Streptophyta, Magnoliopsida, Asterales, Asteraceae.